Molecule: messenger RNA, 1124 nt
Organism: Mangifera indica (mango)
Lineage: Eukaryota; Viridiplantae; Streptophyta; Magnoliopsida; Sapindales; Anacardiaceae
Product: nuclear transcription factor Y subunit B-7-like
Exons: 1
Coding region: 367-1008 (213 amino acids)
Biological process (GO): regulation of transcription by RNA polymerase II
Cellular component (GO): CCAAT-binding factor complex; nucleus
Molecular function (GO): DNA-binding transcription activator activity, RNA polymerase II-specific; protein heterodimerization activity; RNA polymerase II cis-regulatory region sequence-specific DNA binding
Source: RefSeq, a predicted model, not a curated record
AUCCAUGACUUAAAGGAUGAUGGGUGGAAAUUUUGUUUUUUUGGUUAAAUAUCAAGCAUUGGGUGGGAAAUAGUCAUUUGGUCUAUUACAUUGUGAACAUAUGUUUUUGGGUUUAGCAUGCAUAACAAUAGCUUUAUACUUUAGUCGGGACACUCAAAACACCGAAAGUGGCAAAAUUAUAUAUGAAGGGAAGGGAAGUUAGUUAAGUAACUACUUCAUGCAGGGAGCGAGUCCGAGGGAUUCAUUUUAUGCAAAUGAGCCAAGUCUUUCAUAACUCUCCAUUUCACUUGCCUAUAUUUAUGGCUUUCUUUUCAUUUAUUAAUUUCACCUUCAUAAUGUAAAAUUUUCUAAGAUCAGACACAGUCAAUGGAAGAAGAUUGUUAUGGGAAUGGGUGUCAUGGGCCUGCGGGAGGAAGCCCAGAAAGCCCUAGUGUAAAAAGCAUUAGCAGCAACAACAAACACCACCACCGUCAGCACAACAACAAAGAACAAGAUAGGUUUCUUCCUAUAGCAAAUGUUGGUCGGAUAAUGAAAAAAGUAAUCCCCGUCAAUGGAAAGAUCUCAAAAGACGCAAAAGAAACCGUGCAAGAGUGUGUCUCCGAGUUUAUUAGCUUUGUUACCGGGGAAGCAUCGGAUAAAUGUCAACGAGAAAAACGAAAAACUAUUAAUGGCGACGAUAUUAUAUGGGCAAUCACAACCCUAGGCUUUGAAAAUUACGUGGGUCCAUUAAAAUUAUAUCUAAGCAAAUAUCGAGAUAUUGAAGGCGACAAGGUUGAUUUUCCGAAGCAACAAAGAUCAGUACAUCAGAAUCAGCAACAUCACCACCAACAACAGGAUGACCAAGAAGAUCAAAAUGCAGCUUACACAAGUGUGUAUGCUUCCACAACCCUUAUGUGUCAACCGCCAUUUAUGGCAAGUGAUCAAUCUUUUUCCCUACCUUUCUCCCCUGCUUCCAUUCAGAACCAGUUACUGCCACAAGACCAAAUUGAUUCAGUGGGGCACUGGUGAGAAACAAGAGAAAGAGAGCUGUUUUUUUUUUUUUUCCCCAAUUUUUCUAUAAUGUUACUGAAAAUAUAUAAAUAUGAUACAUAAUUGAUUAUAAAAUUGGAAUUAAGAGAAUACUU